AUGGGGAUCCCCCAACUCCUAAAAUACGUUAAUUCGAAAUCACAUCUUUGGGAAGAGGUCAUUCUUCAAGAUACCAAACUGGUCAUAGAUGGGUUAGGUUUGUGCUACUAUCUUUAUAAACAUGAGUUUAAAUUUGACUUCCGGUGCGGUGGGCAAUACGGCGAGUUUUAUCACGCGGUUGAUUCGUUUUUUACUGCUUUGAGCUCUAAACGAGUCGAGUGCUUUGUGAUCUUCGAUGGCGCGGACGAUCCAAGCGACAAAAAGUUGGAAACACUCCAGGAGCGAGCAAUCCAGAAUAUUCAAACGGCGGAUGCUUUGGCAAAAUCAGCUGCUAACCCCAAGUUCUUACUUCCGCUUUUGACCAAAGAUGUUUGCCUACAGGCGCUAAGGGAUCUUGGCAUUCAAUUUGCAGUUUGCGACAGGUAAAUAAUAUUAAGCUUUGAUAAAACGCACUGUUUCGAAGACUUUAAAAGCGGGAAUUCCCCCAUGGAGGUUGGCAGUCGUCUUACGGGCAAUGGUAAAAAGUGAGUACCCGAUUCGACAAAGUUGUUCACAGCCCUCAAUUUUUUUCUGUAUUUACAUUCGAUAACCAUACAAACUGGGCCUAAUCACAAUCCAAAACUGAGUUUUAGCUUCAGGCGAAACUGCCUAUCUCAGUAAUUUAUCAAUAGAGCCCUGACCUGCACUUGUGACCUGUGAUCUGUAACCUGUUUUUUGUACCUGCCACUGCGGGCAGGCUCCCAGGGAAACGUUGUUUAAAGAGAAGGGGAGAGAUUUUAUCUCCUCGCACGGUAACCGGUUAUUUUUCCCCAAGUCAUUUCGCCCCAGUUUCUUAAACCCCUUUUUUGAGUCAUUCAGCGCGCUUUAAAUGUCAUAUUCCCCGAUCUAUAAGCCAUAAAGAAAAACAAGUGCACUUCAAACGUAACAUUCCUCGUUUUAAAAAAGGGGGCUAAGUAACCGGGGAGAAAUGACCGUAAAGCCCUCGCUCGAACCUCCACUAAAGAGCCUUUUCAUAGGCUAGCACGACCAAACACUACCCUGCAAUAUGAAGCUAUGAAAUUGUUUGUUAAGCCAGUGUAUUUUCUUUUGCGGCAAGCAGUGUAGUUUUUGAUGUUGUAUUUGACCUAAGAUAUAAUCCUCUCGCUUUUCCUCAACAGUGAAGCUGAUGCAGAAAUUGCUUCCUUGGCUCAAUCAUUGAACUGCCCAGUUCUAGGCGAUGAUACUGACUUCUUCAUAUUUGAUGUAAAAGCAGGCUACAUACCACUGUCUUUUUUCGACUGGAAAGGAGGUCAAUUAACAGCCAGUAUUUUCUACCGUAGUAAACUGGCAUCACACUUUGGAAUUCGCGCAGAACUGAUUCCUUUGUUAGCUUCUUUGGCGGGCAAUGAUUACGUGAAAACGCACGCACUGGAGGCUUUUUACCGUGCAUUGACUGGCAGUCCGGGCACGCAGCAUUUUAGCAGAAGUGAAGAAAGGUUUAGAAAAAUUGCUAACAAGCUGUCCGAGCCACCUGACUCGUGUAACCAACAGGAAGCACUGGAGUCCGUCCUUCAAAUGAUAUCAUCGGAAGACAGAUGUAAACUGAAACAAGCUGUACAACUUUCCCUUCAGGAAUAUAACAUUAAGGAAUCGAAUUUAUUUGAUUAUUUCACAACUGGUGCGGUGUGCAGCUCUCUUAGGACACGCAAUGGCCACGAAAUUAAGCAGUGGGUUUUGGAACGGUUUCGUUCUGGGCUGUUUUCAACCAAAUUUAUGAAUAGUUUAACCUCUGGUAAAUGCUUGCUUCGAGUGCAGGUUGAAAACUGUGACGAAAUUUCCGCAAACCGCUCUUCUUUGCGGCUUAGACAGUUUGUUUACGGUAUUCUAAACGAUGUAGAAGAAGGCACAAACGAACCGGGAAAUUUACCAUCUGUCCAAGAAUGGGAUAGAGCAGGCACUGAGCUGGAACAGUUCAAUGUUGCACCCUAUGAAGAGGGUGUGGUACCAGGUAUAAGUCUCAUGCCAUAUCUCGAGACCACAGAGACGCUAAACGUUUUGUUAUUUGCGCUUGAUAGUGCAGACACACCCGAAAUCGAGGCUUUACCGCAGGAUAUGAAGAUAUUUGCUGCAUCACUUCGUUAUCUUCUCAACCAUGCGCAGCCAGAGCUGAAGAUGAAUCAUCUCUUGGCUUUAUUGUGCUGUUGUGUUAAGUUACAAGACAAUUUGGCGGAAGAGAACGUGAAAACUCAAUCAACUGAUCUGCGAGCAGCGCACAGUUUUUGUCAGUGGCAGUCUGUUUUGAUAGACGCUAUCAACCUUAACCGCAUUUUACUAGAGCCUGUACUUACACCGUACAUUCAUAAGAUAUACAAUGGACAAACGGCGCACAGUCUGGCGGAGAAACUAAAUCAACGUAAGUUAUUUAUCGACAAAACACUGAGUAAACCAUGCCAGCACUUCCCCGUGCACAAGCAAUACUCAAAACUAUGAAAAUUAAACAAAAAAUUGAAAGACUUAAAAAAGACUUUAACAACAGAUUGACAAUUGGAUGCAUGGUUUGCAUUUGACACUAACUGAUUAUUGUGGUCGAAUCUUUCAGUUUCUAUCGAACUCAGCUACUUGCUUGGAUUGUGAGACAAAGUCACUUUUCAUGCCUUUUAGCGAAGCACUUUUUGCAGGCAAACAUUCCCAUCUCAAGUUGACAUUUCUUUACAUGUUGAAUUCCUUUCACGUUAGCUUGAGCUACUUUAAUAACCUACGCGAAAAGUCGAGUCACCGCAGAAUACUAGUUGACACGACGCGGUUUGCAAAUAAUAUAAGGUUAUAAAUACUCUCUUUUGUUACAGUUGCAAGCUAACCAUUGCCUUUUCAGUUUAAUUUUUCAAUGACAGCCGAUAGUCCAACACUUCUACACUACAAUGAGAACCUUGUUACACCUUGUUACAAUCAGGAAAGAACGUACGAAUUUAGUAGUAAUUUGUUAUGUACUUUCUUUUUCAAGGAUGUGCCCCAGAGGAACUAAUUCCGUCUUCAAAACAACAGUUGUUCAACCAACUUAAAACUGCGGUAACAAAGAAUCUGCUACACAAAAUCGCCCCAGAAGAAAGACCACGUGAAAGGAACAGUGGAAGGAAGGCCAAAGAUUCUCAUGUCAAGACUGCAUCGAAAAAAUCUGAUGACGGCAAAAGGUGGGAAAAUCGAUUUGCAUUUUUGCGUGACUUGGAAGAACAAGAUAGUCAGGAUGACGACAAGUGA
Messenger RNA from Porites lobata, 3234 nucleotides. NCBI's taxonomy places the organism in Eukaryota, Metazoa, Cnidaria, Anthozoa, Scleractinia, Poritidae. The record is from the annotation of a GenBank genome assembly.